Messenger RNA from Globicephala melas (long-finned pilot whale), 5980 nucleotides. It is a transcript of the gene ADGRL2, whose product is annotated as adhesion G protein-coupled receptor L2. Gene Ontology annotation, biological process: adenylate cyclase-activating G protein-coupled receptor signaling pathway; cell surface receptor signaling pathway. NCBI's taxonomy places the organism in Eukaryota, Metazoa, Chordata, Mammalia, Artiodactyla, Delphinidae. The record is from RefSeq and is a predicted model, not a curated record. Gene Ontology annotation, molecular function: carbohydrate binding; G protein-coupled receptor activity. Gene Ontology annotation, cellular component: plasma membrane.
CAAAGGACAUUAAUUUUGGUUUCUCUGGUGAAGGCUUGUGGCUGCCUCUCAUGCUUUACAAAAUAUUACCAAGUCAGAGCCGAAAAGAAAACAAGUAUUUAUGGAACAAUGAUAAAUUUCAUCUUUCCCCGAAUGAUAUGAGGAUCAAUGAUGCAGACUGCUGGGUUCGAUGAAGCUGGACAUUUAUAACUAGAUUCAUUAAGGAAUACAAAGAAAAUAUUUAAAGGGAUCAAUAAUGGUGUCUUCUGGUUGCAGAAUGCGAAGCCUGUGGUUUAUCAUUAUAAUCAGCUUCUUACCGAAUACAGAAGGUUUCAGCAGAGCAGCUUUACCAUUUGGGUUAGUUCGUAGAGAAUUAUCCUGUGAAGGUUAUUCUAUAGAUCUACGAUGUCCCGGCAGUGAUGUCAUCAUGAUUGAGAGUGCUAACUAUGGUCGGACAGACGACAAGAUUUGUGAUGCUGACCCAUUUCAGAUGGAGAAUACAGACUGCUACCUCCCAGAUGCCUUCAAAAUUAUGACUCAAAGGUGCAACAAUCGAACACAGUGUAUAGUAGUUACUGGGUCAGAUGUAUUUCCUGAUCCAUGUCCUGGAACAUACAAAUAUCUUGAGGUCCAGUAUGAAUGUGUCCCUUACAUUUUUGUGUGCCCUGGGACCUUGAAAGCAAUUGUGGAUUCACCAUGUAUAUAUGAAGCUGAACAAAAGGCAGGUGCUUGGUGCAAGGACCCUCUUCAGGCUGCAGAUAAAAUUUAUUUCAUGCCCUGGACUCCAUAUCGCACUGAUACUUUAAUAGAAUAUGCUUCUUUAGAAGAUUUCCAAAACAGUCGCCAAACAACAACAUACAAACUUCCAAAUCGAGUAGAUGGUACUGGAUUUGUGGUAUAUGAUGGUGCUGUCUUCUUUAACAAAGAAAGAACAAGGAAUAUUGUGAAAUUUGACUUGAGGACUAGAAUUAAGAGUGGAGAGGCCAUAAUUAACUAUGCUAACUAUCAUGAUACCUCACCAUAUAGAUGGGGAGGAAAAACUGAUAUUGACCUAGCAGUUGAUGAAAAUGGCUUAUGGGUCAUUUAUGCCACUGAACAGAACAAUGGAAUGAUAGUUAUUAGCCAACUGAAUCCAUACACUCUUCGCUUUGAAGCAACGUGGGAGACUGUGUAUGACAAGCGAGCUGCAUCAAAUGCUUUUAUGAUCUGUGGAGUCCUUUAUGUGGUCAGGUCAGUUUAUCAAGACAAUGAGAGUGAAACAGGCAAGAAUGCAAUUGAUUAUAUUUACAAUACCCGAUUAAACCGAGGAGAAUAUGUAGAUGUUCCCUUCCCCAACCAGUAUCAGUAUAUUGCUGCAGUGGAUUACAAUCCAAGAGAUAACCAACUCUACGUGUGGAACAAUAACUUCAUUUUACGAUAUUCUCUGGAGUUUGGUCCACCUGAUCCUGCCCAAGUGCCUACCACAGCUGUGACAGUAACUUCUUCAGCUGAGAUGUUCAAAACCACAGUAUCAACCACAAGCCCUUCACAGAAAGGCCCCAUGAGCACAACUGUAGCUGGAUCUCAGGAAGGAAGCAAAGGGACAAAACCACCUCCAGCAGUUUCUACAACCAAAAUUCCUCCUGUAACAAAUAUUUUUCCCCUGCCAGAGAGAUUCUGUGAAGCAUUAGACGCAAGGGGGAUAAGGUGGCCUCAGACACAAAGGGGAAUGAUGGUUGAACGACCAUGUCCCAAGGGAACGAGAGGAACUGCCUCGUAUCUCUGCAUGCUUUCCACUGGAACAUGGAACCCUAGGGGCCCCGAUCUUAGCAACUGUACCUCACACUGGGUAAAUCAGCUGGCUCAGAAGAUCAGAAGUGGAGAAAACGCUGCUAGCCUUGCCAAUGAACUGGCUAAACAUACCAAAGGGCCAGUGUUUGCUGGGGACGUGAGUUCUUCAGUGAGGUUGAUGGAGCAGUUGGUGGACAUUCUUGAUGCGCAGCUGCAGGAACUGAAACCUAGUGAAAAGGAUUCAGCUGGACGGAGUUAUAACAAGCUCCAAAAACGAGAGAAGACAUGCAGGGCUUACCUUAAGGCAAUUGUUGACACAGUGGACAACCUUCUGAGACCUGAAGCUUUGGAAUCAUGGAAACACAUGAAUUCUUCUGAACAAGCGCAUACUGCAACAAUGCUACUGGAUACAUUGGAAGAAGGAGCUUUUGUCCUGGCUGACAAUCUCGUAGAACCAACCAGGGUCUCAAUGCCCACAGAAAAUAUUGUUCUGGAAGUUGCAGUGCUCAGUACAGAAGGACAGGUCCAAGACUUCAAAUUUCCUCUGGGCAUCAAAGGGGCAGGCAGCUCAAUCCAACUCUCUGCGAAUACCGUCAAACAGAACAGCAGGAAUGGUCUUGCAAAGUUGGUGUUCAUCAUUUACCGGAGUCUGGGACAGUUCCUUAGUACAGAAAAUGCAACCAUAAAACUGGGUGCUGACUUUAUCGGUCGAAAUAGCACCAUUGCAGUGAAUUCCCAUGUCAUUUCAGUUUCAAUCAAUAAAGAAUCCAGCCGAGUAUACUUGACAGAUCCUGUGCUUUUUACCCUACCACACAUUGAUCCUGACAAUUAUUUCAAUGCAAACUGCUCCUUCUGGAACUACUCAGAGAGAACUAUGAUGGGAUAUUGGUCUACCCAGGGCUGCAAGCUGGUUGACACUAAUAAAACUCGUACAACGUGUGCGUGCAGCCACCUAACCAAUUUUGCAAUUCUCAUGGCCCACAGGAAAAUUUCAUACAAAGAUGGAGUUCACGAAUUACUUCUUACAGUCAUCACCUGGGUGGGAAUUGUCAUUUCCCUUGUUUGUCUGGCUAUCUGCAUCUUCACCUUCUGCUUUUUCCGUGGUCUACAGAGUGACCGUAACACUAUUCACAAGAACCUUUGUAUCAACCUUUUCAUUGCUGAAUUUAUUUUCCUAAUAGGCAUUGAUAAGACAAAAUACAUGAUAGCAUGCCCAAUAUUUGCAGGACUUCUACACUUUUUCUUUCUGGCUGCUUUUGCUUGGAUGUGCCUAGAAGGUGUGCAGCUCUAUCUGAUGUUAGUUGAAGUUUUUGAAAGUGAAUAUUCAAGGAAGAAAUAUUACUAUGUUGCCGGUUACUUGUUUCCUGCCACAGUGGUUGGCGUUUCAGCUGCUAUUGACUAUAAGAGCUAUGGAACAGAAAAAGCUUGCUGGCUUCAUGUUGAUAACUAUUUCAUAUGGAGUUUCAUUGGACCUGUUACCUUCAUUAUUCUGCUAAAUAUUAUCUUCCUGGUGAUCACAUUGUGCAAAAUGGUGAAGCACUCAAACACAUUGAAACCAGAUUCUAGCAGGUUGGAAAACAUUAAUAAUUACCGUGUUUGUGAUGGCUACUAUAAUACGGACUUACCUGGCUAUGAAGAUAAUAAGCCAUUUAUCAAGUCUUGGGUGCUUGGCGCUUUCGCUCUUCUGUGUCUUCUUGGCCUAACCUGGUCAUUUGGGUUGCUUUUUAUUAAUGAGGAGACUAUUGUGAUGGCUUAUCUCUUCACCAUCUUUAAUGCUUUCCAGGGAGUGUUCAUUUUCAUCUUUCACUGUGCUCUCCAAAAGAAAGUACGAAAAGAAUAUGGCAAGUGCUUCAGACACUCGUAUUGCUGCGGCAGCCUCCCAACUGAGAGCCCUCACAGCUCAGUGAAGGCGUCCACCACCAGAACCAGUGCUCGGUAUUCCUCUGGCACACAGAGUCGUAUAAGAAGGAUGUGGAAUGACACUGUGAGAAAACAAUCUGAAUCGUCUUUUAUCUCAGGUGACAUCAAUAGCACUUCAACACUUAAUCAAGGAAUGACUGGCAAUUACCUACUAACAAACCCUCUUCUUCGACCCCACGGCACUAACAACCCUUAUAACACAUUGCUCGCUGAAACAGUUGUAUGUAAUGCCCCUUCAGCUCCUGUGUUUAACUCACCAGCAACCUACAGAGAGACAAGACAUUCACUGAACAAUGCCAGGGAUACAAGUGCCAUGGAUACUCUACCGCUAAAUGGUAACUUUAACAACAGCUACUCACUACGCAAGGGGGACUAUAAUGACAGCGUGCAAGUCGUGGACUGUGGACUAAGUCUGAAUGAUUCCGCUUUUGAGAAAAUGAUCAUUUCAGAAUUAGUGCACAACAACCUGCGGGGCAGCAGCAAGGCUCACAACCUCGAGCUCACACUACCAGUCAAACCUGUGAUUGGAGGGGGCAGCAGCGAAGAUGACGCUAUCGUGGCAGAUGCUUCGUCUUUAAUGCACAGUGACAACCCAGGGCUGGAGCUCCAUCACAAAGAACUCGAGGCACCGCUCAUUCCUCAGCGGACUCACUCCCUUCUGUACCAACCCCAGAAGAAAGCGAAGCCCGAGGGGACUGACAGCUACGUCUCCCAGCUGACAGCUGAGGCCGAGGACCACCUGCAGUCCCCCAACAGAGACUCUCUUUACACAAGCAUGCCCAACCUUAGAGACUCUCCGUAUCAGGAGAGCAGCCCCGACAUGGAAGAAGACCUGUCUCCAUCCAGGAGGAGUGAGAACGAGGACAUUUACUAUAAGAGCAUGCCAAACCUUGGAGCUGGCCAUCAGCUUCAGAUGUGCUACCAGAUCAGCAGGGGCAAUAGUGAUGGUUACAUAAUCCCCAUUAACAAAGAAGGGUGUAUUCCAGAAGGAGAUGUCAGAGAAGGACAAAUGCAGCUGGUGACAAGUCUUUAAUACUGCAGCUAAGGAAUUCCAGCGGCCCCAUGCAAGUGUUAGUAAAUAAAGACAGGCUCCAUGGCCUGAUACAGCUCCCUCAAACUCUGCUUGAAGAGAUGGCUCUGUUGACCUGUGGUUCUCCAGUGUAAAAAAGAUGACUGAACCUUGCAGUUCUGUGAAUUUUUAUAUAACAUACAAAAACUUUGUAUAUACACAGAGUAUACUAAAAUGAAUUAUUUGUUACAAAGAAAAGAGAUGCCAACCAGGUAUUUUAAGUUUCUGCUGCUGUUUAGAGAAAUUGUGAAACAAGCAAAACAAAACUUUCCAGCCAUUUUACUGCAGCAGUUUGUGAACUAAAUUUGUAAAUAUGGCUGCACCAUUUUUGUAGGCCUGCAUUGUAUUAUAUACAAGACGUAGGCUUUAAAAUCCUGUGGGACAAAUUUACUGUACCUUACUGUUCCUGACAAGACUUGGAAAAGCAGGAGAGCUAUUCUGCAUCAGUUUGCAGUUAACUGCAAACCUUUUACAUUAAGGCAAAGAUUGAAAACAUGUUUAACCACUAGCAAUCAAGCCACAGGCCUUAUUUCAUAUGUUUCCUCAACUGUACAAUGACCUAUUCAAAAAUGGCUAAAGAAAUUAUAUUUUGUUCUAUUGCUAGGGUGAAAUAAAUACAUUUGUGUCCAACGGGAAUAUAAUUGUCAUUAAAAUAAUUUUAGAGUUUGGAGAAAAUAUUGUGUGAAGCUCAUGGUUGCACAUAUGUUAUCAAAUGUUUUUUCUUACACUUUGUCAUUGUAAGUUCUACCCAUUUUCACUUAUUUUCCACUGUAUACGGUGUUCUGCUUUGACAAGUUAGUCCUUAUUCUUACAUUUUAAUUUCUUAUGGCCAAAAGAACGUGUUUUAUGGGGAAAAAAACUCUUUGAAGCCAGUUAUGCCAUGCCUUGCACAAAUGUGGUGAAAUCUAGAAAAGAUUGUUUGUCACCCCUCUGUUUGUUCUUGAACAGGGGCCAAAGAGGGCACUGGGCACUUCUCACAAACUUUCUAGUGAACAAAAGGUGCCUAUUCUUUUUUAAAAAGUAAAAUUAAACAUAAAUAUUACUCUUCCAUAUUCCUUCUGCCUAUAUUUAGUAAUUAAUUUAUUUUAUGAUAAAGUUCUAGUGAAAUGUAAAUUGUUUCAGCAAAAUUCUGCUUUUCUUUUCAGCCCUUUGUGUAAACCUGUUAAUAAUGAACCCAUCACUAAUAUCCAGUGUAAAGUUUAACACGGUUUGACAGUAAAUAAAUGUGAAUUUUUUCAAGUA